This is a messenger RNA of Hyaloscypha bicolor E, 1349 nucleotides long. RefSeq lists its product as uncharacterized. Bases 438 to 1295 code for a protein of 285 amino acids. Lineage: Eukaryota; Fungi; Ascomycota; Leotiomycetes; Helotiales; Hyaloscyphaceae. The record is from RefSeq and is a predicted model, not a curated record. The transcript has a single exon.
CUCUCGCCAUCAUCGCAUCCUGCUACCCAACGAACUCGAACUCGACCUCCACCCCGACCUCCACCUCGACCUCCACCUCGACCCAUUCCACCCUCACCCUCACCCUCACCCUUAACUUUACAGCUGCAUCGAAAUAAUAGGAGCGUCUCCCGCACGAACAGACUCGACUUCAGCAUCGUCUUCCCGUGCGCAAACGCCCUUCUGCUGGAAAUCGACUCGAGACAGCUUAGCACUGGCCCCACGACUCGAGGCAUUAUUGCUCCCUCUGUUCCCGGAUCGCGAGCUCUCAGCUCUGGAUUCAGCCGCGACGUUUCGUCUGGGCCUGCGAAUGGACUCAUAAUCGCACCAUCCCCCAUUCUUUCUUCCUUCUGGAACUGCAUCGAUGAUGAUCCAUUGAUCCUCGAGGCACGGUAAUACUGUAAUCAAAUUUUAUCACCAUGUUCAAGCACUUCACGUUUGCCGCUCAGGCACAACCAACCGAUCAGCAAGAAGAGACGAUUUCCGCCUCACCCACCGACAUAUCCUUCCCCUCGCCUGUAUCGGCGACACGACAGUCGCCAUUGCCUCCAUGGAGUCCCUAUCAAGAAGAUACCGUCGACGGCAUCAUCCACAAAUUCUCCCAGCAGUCACUACGUCGUGAGGACGAUGAAUUACCACAACCAUCAGUGUGGCAAGGGCGGGACGAUCCGUUACCUAGUCCAGAUUUCGAUAUGGACGACGAGUUUACACCAGAAGAAAUGUCCUAUACCUCGACAACGCGUGGGAUGAUCAGCGUGCCCGCAUCACCAUAUACACAAUCCUUACCUGGCCUCCCUUCCCUCCCUUGCCCACAAGGCGGAACUAUUGCUUGUCGUCGACUGCAACGCCAGCUCAACGUGCAGCUACAAGCUUCCAGCAGCCAUAUUCGUGACAUCAACGCCUUGGUCGAUCAUAUGAUCGUCACCAACUCACAAUGUACCCUCCACAAAUCUACAUCAAGGCCAUACCUUUCAAGUCCGCCACCAAGCCGAGCAGGAAGAGAAGAGUUAGUCGUUGACACGACUGGGUAUCAGUUCCGAGGGAGCAAUAUUCCUGACGAGGACGAAGGCUUCUCCGAGAUUGCUGAUGAGGACUGGGGUAUUGAGGAAGAGAUGACAUUACGGCGGGCGAGUACGCCCAGUGGAAUCCGAAAGUACGGUGUGAUGAGAUGGCGGGGGAGCGCCGAAUGCGUCGCGGCUGUCAACGCUGCAGGAAGAACGAACGUCAGAUCUAUUCCAAGAAUGAGACGGCGGAAACCUAAGAGUGUACCGGAGUAAUGGAAUUGUAUUUUCUGUAUGGAAUCAGCGGAGCAUCGAUCAGUGGGUUGGAGC